AUGGCAGCAGGGGUGGCGGGAAAUAUGGGGGCGGCAAGGGUGGCGCGGUCAGGGGAUGAUGAGGAUGGCACGGCAAGAGGAUCGGGAAUUUGUCCCCUUCUGCCAAGUAGUUGGAGCCGAGGCGAGGCACCCCGUGCCCUCCCAGCGGGGCGCCGAGGCGAGGCGAGGCGAGGCGGACGGGCAAUGGGCGGUAAUCUCUCGGCGCCCAGCGUCGGCCGUGAAAGCGCCUGCGCGCGGGGGCGGGGCGUGGGCAACGGCAAUGUCCGGGAGGGGAGGGGGAGGGGAGGGGCGGGCGUCGUCGAUCAUCGGGGAUCGCGAGCCGUCCGCGCCCGGCCGACAUUAAUAUUUAUAUCGUCGUCAUUACUGGCCCCUGGCCACCGGAGCCCGCAGCGCCUCGGGGACGCCCGCGCCGGAUCGCCCGCGGUCCCGCCCCCCGCCCGCAACACGCUCGCCCAGCCCUCCGCCACGCCCGGCCCUAUCAACCCUCCUCGUCCUUCCCUUACCAAAAGCCCGCUCCGCCACCACAGGCCCGACGACCAUCAUCGUCUCGCUCGCGGACCGCCCUUCGCCCGGCCGCCCGCCCCCGCCCCGCCGCCCCGCCGCCACUGCGCAUCCCAGUUUUCCAUCAACGGCCCCCAACAACGUGUCACCCGCCGCCAUUAUUCCCGCGAUGCCAUUGCCGUGCCUCCCAAACGGCUGCACCCACGCAACUGCGAAGACACGGAGUCAGCCCCGUUCGAAACGGCGAUGUACCGCGCGCCUCCACAAACUCACCAAGAUGUUCGUUGCAAACUCUAUUCUCAUUUGAAGUUUUCUGAGAUUGGGCGCAAGAAGGAACUGAGUGAAAUUGUCGUUACGGAAGUAUUAACUUCUAAAGAAGAAAGGAGUAAUUGGUUUUGUGUUGUACGUGCUUACAUUUUAAGUUUCUCACCACCCUCAAAUGUUCAACAUGCAGGAAUUAAUGCUGAUGUGAAAGGUGAGUCAAAAAAACCAGGUCGAGUCUGAGUAACGAAGAGCAUC
Molecule: messenger RNA, 1020 nt
Organism: Gryllus bimaculatus (two-spotted cricket)
Lineage: Eukaryota; Metazoa; Arthropoda; Insecta; Orthoptera; Gryllidae
Source: the annotation of a GenBank genome assembly